GUUAUAAACCUAUAUAUAGUACUGAGCAUAAUGCGGGCUCUUUCCUCGUCGCAUCCUUCGAGCGCCCGGCAGAGCGUCCGCUUUCCUGGCGCUCGUGCCCAGCGGCGUAUCGUUGUUCAGUGCCAGGCGAACGCGCGGAAUGAGCAGCCUGUCGACCGUCGCCGCAUCCUGCUGGCGUCGGGCGCUGCGCUUGUGCUGGGCCUGUCGCCCGCAACCUCCGUGCGUGCCGAGGAUGCGCCGAGCGCCGGCUUCAUCGAGUACACGGAUCCCCAGGACGCAUUCACGCUGAAGAUUCCUGCCAACUGGGGAUUCGGUGAGGGGCAGCUCAGUGGCAACUCCAGCUUCAGCGGUGCAUCAGGCGCCCGGCGGACGCUGGCUUGGUUCCCGGAGAACGUCAGCCCUCGCGACGUCAACGUCACGAUCACCGUCACCAACGUGUCGGUCGAGUUCACAAAGCUGGGCAGCUUCGGCACGCCCCUGCAGUUCGCCAGCAACCUGGUGAACAGCCAAGACCGCUCGUACAUGCUGCGUGGGCCGGAGUGGGCGCGCCGCAACGAGCCCAUCAUGGUGGCCAAGCUGAUUGACGCUGGCGAGAUUUCAAACAAAUACUUCCUGGAGUACACACUCCAGAAGGUCCCGGACGAGCCCAAGCGCCACCUGUACACCGCCGUGGCCCUGGGCUAUAACGGAACCUACAACCGACUGUACAGCGUCACGGCGCAGUCGCUGGAGGAGCUCAAGCCGCAGUACGAGGCCACGCUGCUGGCCAUGGUGAAGAGCCUGUCGGUGCCGGCCACCAAGUUCUGAGAGCGAGAGGCAGCCAGUGUUGCGCAUGCGGGCAUGAGAUAGCCUAUGGCGACUGGCGAGCCAUGUUCCACUUUGGUACAGUUUGGUGAUGAAGGGUAAAGCAGUGGCCAGGUGGAGGCUUGCGUCACGUGCGUGAUUGACAGUUUGACACGUUGCUGUUGAAUGGCCUAUAAUGGAUAUGCUAGGGUGGUCUGUGAUGCUGUUGCUUGUGAUCAAGACGUCAGGCGUUCAGUGGCGCUAGCCCUCUUGCACCGUUCCGGUUGUGGCCUGUUCUAGGCGUAGACUCUUCACAUUGAUGCUUUGUGUGGGAGCGCAGCGAAUGCGAGAGAACUAUGGGUCAGUCGGGUGCCCCUUGUCGGCUGGACAGUGACAAUCCGCUGGCGAACGUGGGAUGCACAAGACGUUCAUCUGAUGGUCUACGGAUGCCAUUCUUGAACUGAUUCAACGCGAUAUCGAGGAGCUGUGCGAUUCCACUGAUUUUUGUGCCCGCCGUGGCCAUGCUCUGCCACUGUCAGGUCUGCCGGCCUGCCGCAGUUGCCCACUGGUGGAGGCGCGGCGGCAGUACAGUAAGUGGGGCUGGGCAGGCACCUAAGGCCUGCACCGACCAGAAUAGCAAGAGUGGCAGGAGCUGCAAGAAGAAUGCACCGACCAUGACCAACGUAAACGGCACG
Chlamydomonas reinhardtii is the source of this 1478-nucleotide messenger RNA. RefSeq lists its product as uncharacterized. Gene Ontology annotation, cellular component: extrinsic component of membrane; photosystem II; photosystem II oxygen evolving complex. Gene Ontology annotation, molecular function: calcium ion binding. The record is from RefSeq and is a predicted model, not a curated record. Bases 31 to 807 code for a protein of 258 amino acids. Lineage: Eukaryota; Viridiplantae; Chlorophyta; Chlorophyceae; Chlamydomonadales; Chlamydomonadaceae. Gene Ontology annotation, biological process: photosynthesis. The transcript is spliced from 10 exons.